Pangasianodon hypophthalmus (striped catfish) is the source of this 4692-nucleotide messenger RNA. Its product is annotated as glycerol-3-phosphate acyltransferase 4. Gene Ontology annotation, molecular function: glycerol-3-phosphate O-acyltransferase activity. The transcript is spliced from 13 exons. Bases 508 to 1914 code for a protein of 468 amino acids. Gene Ontology annotation, biological process: triglyceride biosynthetic process. The record is from RefSeq and is a predicted model, not a curated record. Gene Ontology annotation, cellular component: endoplasmic reticulum. NCBI's taxonomy places the organism in Eukaryota, Metazoa, Chordata, Actinopteri, Siluriformes, Pangasiidae.
GGAAAAACCCAGCCGGCUUAGUGGAGCCGGCGGUCAUGUCAGGCUGAAUAAACUAGAGGGAUGUAGACAAAGCUGUGCGACAGCCAUUUGACAAGCUGUUGAGUCGUGUUUAAAACGCCGGGGUAGAAGAAAGGACUGGAUGAGAAGCUGCUCUUGACUUUAUUUUACAGCCAACUUACAAGUUCUGCUGCUAUAAACAAAUCAUGAAUGACGUCUUAUCAUGUAAAAGCAAUACACAAUGGAAAGAAUUCAGCUUGAUCAAAUUUGCACAAAACGAUAGCUUUUGAUUACAAGACAAGCCCCUUGUGGACUUUGGAGGCUAUUUUUGGUGACAGGAGAAUCUGAGACGACGUAGUUGGAGAAGAGGCCACAGUUAUAGACCUCUAUCCUUAGACGUUUUAGACUGAACAUGGUCUGAAGACCUACAACCUGAGCUACUUUAGAUCGGUUGCUUUUUUGACUUCUUUCUCCCUUUUUAAAGAAAGAUUUUUGAACCAGGUUGCAGGAAUGGGUCCGUUUGUGUCUCCAUUUGAUAACUUGCUGUGCAUGUUGCUGGGCAUCUCCUUCACCGUGUGGUUCACUCUGCUGCUGGUGUUCAUCAUCGUGCCGGCUAUAUUUGGCCUGUCCUUCGGCAUCCGGCGGCUCUACAUGAACACCCUGCUCAAGGUGUUUGAGUGGGCCACAAUGCGGAUCGAAAGAGGAGCCAGGGAGAAAAAUCAUCUUGUGUAUAAACCCUAUACGAACGGUAUAAUAGCCAAAGAGCCGACGUCUCUGGAGGAGGAGCUUAAAGAAAUCCGCCGCGUUGGCAGCAGCCGGGACCUGAAUGGCUCCUCCUCCUCCCCCACAGGCUCCUCCUAUUCCUCCUCGGAGUUUGCUGUGUCAGACAUCUUCUAUUUCUGCAGGCGUGGCGUCGAGAGCAUCGUGGAUGAUGAAGUGACCAAGCGCUUCACAGCUGAGGAGCUUGAGUCCUGGAACCUGCUGACACGCAGCAACUACAACUUCAGACACAUCAGCACACGGCUCACGGCGCUCUGGGGGCUCGGGCUGAUCAUCCGCUACUGCAUCCUGCUGCCUCUCAGGUUGACACUCGCCAUCACAGGUGUGACUCUGUUGGUCGUCCUCACCACCUUAGUCGGAUUUCUGCCCAAUGGGAGGAUGAAGAAUUUUCUCAGUGAAAAAGUGCAUUUGAUGUGUUACCGAGUAUGUGUGAGAGCACUUACGGCAAUCAUCACUUACCAUCACAGUGAGAAUAAGCCUAAGAAUGGAGGAAUCUGUGUGGCCAACCACACGUCACCCAUUGAUGUCCUCAUACUAGCCAGUGACGGCUGUUACGCAAUGGUGGGACAGAUCCAUGGAGGACUGAUGGGAGUCAUUCAGAGGUCUAUGGUGAAGGCUUGUCCACACAUCUGGUUUGAACGCUCUGAAGUCAAAGACCGCCAUCUUGUGGCCAAAAGGUUGAACGAUCACGUCGAGGACAAAAGCAAACUCCCGAUCCUCAUCUUUCCUGAAGGUACCUGCAUCAACAACACGUCUGUGAUGAUGUUUAAGAAGGGAAGCUUUGAAAUCGCUUCAACAAUCUACCCAGUGGCCAUCAAGUAUGACCCUCACUUCGGGGACGCCUUUUGGAACAGCAGCAAGUUCGGCAUGGUGAAUUAUCUCCUCCACAUGAUGAGCAGCUGGGCUAUUGUCUGCAGCGUGUGGUACCUCCCCCCCAUGAGCCGACAGGAAGACGAGGACGCCGUGCAGUUCGCUAACCGAGUUAAAGCAGCUAUCGCCAGACAGGGCGGCCUGGUGGACCUGCUGUGGGACGGUGGCUUAAAGCGCAGCAAAGUGAAAGACACCUUUAAAGAAGAACAACAGAAACUGUAUAGCAAGAUUUUGGUGGGAACUCACGAAGACCGCAGUCGCUCCUGAGGAAUGAAAGAUGACUGAGGUGACUGGACAGGAAAGAACUUGAAUCAUUCAAUCUUUAAAAAAAAAACCUAUCAGGAUUGCGUCGUGAGCCAAGUCUUACAUCUGUUGGUGGUAGAAGGGAUUUAAUUUUCAGCAGUCAGUUGCUUCACCAAUUAUGUUUGCGUAACCAACACAACAUGAUGUUGAGGUGUAAUUUAAUAACGUGGCCACUUUGUAAGGUCUCUAAGCGCACAUUCUCUAAGGCAAACUGGUUGCUAUCAACACUCUCAAAAACAACGGUGUAACAGCAGGACUUUUGUUUUUUUUGUUUUUUGUUUUUAACUUUGUGAAUCCAUUUUAAGCACAAUUCACAUCCUAUUUAUAUUAUUAUUAUUAUUAUUAUUAUUAUUAUUAUUAUUAUUAUUAUUAUUAUAUUUCUUAUGUUACAGUCAGUUUUAUUUUAACUUUAUCUCUGCUGUGUGAAUAUAUGGGUUCUGUAGAUGUUUGCAGGAAAGAAAACAUAAACUCAAAUGGGUCCUCAAUUAUAGCUAAUGCAAAUUAGCUAGUACGUUAUAAAUGUUGUAAUUUGUGCAACAGGGUCGCUGAAUUCUCAAUUCUGAUUGGUCAAAAGGUGUUGAUUAAUUUUCUGAUACUAGUUCUGGCUACAAAGCAAAUCACAGGUUUAUAUUAAUGUGCUCGUUUUAAUACGUUAUCGUUUCUAUAGUAACAAUUCAUUCACAGGGACUUGUAUGAUGGACACUCUACAUAAGAAACAAACAUUCUUUGUUGUUGUUUAACAAUUGAUAUGGUUAAAUUUUCUAUAAAUUGUCUAAAAGUGUUUAUUUACAUUUAUGGAAGGAGUCUCCAGUGACAGCCAGUAUGUUUUCCACCAUGGGAAAGUCUUCAGGAAAGAGGACUUUGCGGUUUCUCUGUAACAUGACAAGCUGUGUGUUUUGGCUUAUUAACUGCAAGAGAAAGAAGAGAAAAAAAAAAACAGAGGCUGGUGAGGGAAUCACAGUUUAUAGCUGCUGUAUAGCUGCUAUAAUGUAGCUUGCUUCGCGGACAUUAUGCAACAUUAAACAUAACUAUAAAUGUUGUAUUGUAAUUGUUAUAAGAUGAAUAAAACAUGUCAGGGUGUGCUGUUAUAGGAAAAUGUUCAACGCUACCUUGUAGUGGGAUAGUUGUUUUGGUUUUUUUUUUGGCUAUAACAGCAAGCCCCGAUGUGUUUUACUCCUCACUUAACCAUUAUUCUUGGUCAAGAAAAAUUUUGGGAAUACUGUAUGAACAUUUUAUGUUCUCAUUCCCUUGUAACCAUAGAAAUAGCAGGCCUGGAACUGUGUUAUAUUUCAUUUCUGCAUUAUUUACCCCAGUAACCUUAUUUCCACAUGAGAACCCUUGGGAUAGUGCCUAAAGAAACAACUGGCUGAAGACAUUGUUUACUUGUUUGUACAUGCAAAAUAUGUCUAUCCCACAGAUAAAGCAUCAAAAAGUGAGUCACAGAAUUCUAGCGAUGCAAUCGUACAAGUGUUCAGCAUUCCUGGUUAUGUUUUAAAGAUACAGUCAUGUUUGGUGCUUACUGUAGGAAUAUUGUCAAUGUACUGCAAGAAGAUAAACAUGUAUGACCAGAUUAUCCUCAGUUCAGAAGUUUCCUAAAACGUCUGAGCUAAAAUGCACAUGCUUUUAUAUCACAGUCCAAAAUUAUAAUUCCAAUAAUAAUAUCCUAGAUGGAUUUAAACAUCAAGGCUAUUAGUCGUAUUAGUUACAUAUGUUUGAUAUCCAUCAUUUUGUAAGGAAAACGCAAACAUUUUUCAUCCUGAUGUCUAUCUGUUGCAUCUGUAGCAUAAGGGUACUUACAAUGGACAAGAAUUUUUACACAUCAGCUGUAAAUUUCCCUAUCAAUAAAGGGCUUGGCAGCAAGUUCAAGGAGGCACACACCCUCUCUCAAAUCAAGGAAAUGCAGUGCUAUUACCUACUUGAAGUUUUAGAUUCACCAAGAACUGAAAAUGGUCAGUGUUGUUCUGAGCACAGUGUACUGCAUAUGAGUGUGGUUUGUGCAGGUUUGUGCGUAUGUGUUAAAACCAGUCCUAAUGCCCUGAUGAUGUCCUCUGAGAUGGCAUGAACUCACACAUGUUGGCACUUCAGCUAAUGGGUCCAGACAUUACUGUACAUCUGCUUUCAUCGAGCUUAGAGUGAAACCGUGCCAAAUGUUCCCAUACUGGUUCAGUCCUGUUGAACCAGUUUAUUUUUUUCUAUCAUAUGGGCCCCUGAUCUAAAGUGCACUUAUUUAUAUACAUGAAGUCUCAACCACAUAAACCAGUGUAGAGUUCAGCUUUAUGAAGAGGGCAGAAUGAAGAUCUCAGUGAAGCACCAUGUGGAGAGAUCUAGUGAUCCUCUGAGACGGGCUGAUUUUAAGAAUAUUUGUGUACAUAGAAAUAUGCUUAAUCCUAACAGACGACAGAGUAAACACUUGCAAAAAUAGCUCACACGCUUUCAGACUUGGGGAUUAAGUCGAAAGCCAAAUGCGGAAAGGAAGUGUAGGAUGCAGAAGUCAUCUGUCUUUUGGAAUUGAGCCAGUGUAUGUUGACUCUGGCCUUGCGUACAUUGCGGGUGAGUGCAUUUUUGGGUUGACGAAUGAUUUGCAUCUGUGCUGCCAGUGACUUGACUUCUGCCAAGCUAAAUCCUUCUCUCAUCAAGUCAACUGUUAAAUCUCUACCACUGAUUCCUCCUUCCCUGAAAAGAAACUGUGCGUUUGUCAUGUCUAUGGAUGAAAUUAGUCAAUAAAAAAAAUUACAACGUUUA